UUUCUCAAAGGAAAUAGGGUAACGAAGGCGACUGUGAGCGCAGAGAAAGCGAAGGUAGGCUUUUCGGGCGCCCUAGGCUUGGACUGGGUGCUCCACACGGCGCUGCGAUCGGUCAAUGCGCUGCCCUGGGGCUGUGGAUGGGAGUUUCUUUGGCGAUCGAUAGAUCGUAGUGCUAGGCGAGUGGAAUUCCUGGGCGAUCUGAUCGGACUCUUGAGGCGGCAGCCAUGUUUAGUCGGAUGUUUGGCAAGCCCAAGGUUGAGCCAUCGACUUUGACUACUCUCGACAAGCUAAAUGAGACUUUGGAGAUGCUAGAGAAGAAGGAGAGGGUGCUCCAGAAGAAGAUCGCGGCGGAGAUCGAAAAGGCCAGAGAGUACACGCGUGUUAAGAACAAGAAAGCUGCUAUUGCUUGUCUCAAGAAAAAGAAGAUCUACGAGACUCACAUCGAACAACUAGGAAACUUUCAGCUGCGAAUUCAUGAUCAAAUGAUUUUGCUUGAGGGCGCGAAGGCAACCACGGAAACAGUCGACGCUCUGAGAAGUGGAGCUGCAGCCAUGAAAGCAAUCCAAAAAGCUACGAACAUCGACGACGUAGACAAAACUAUGGAUGAGGUGAACGAGCAGACCGAGAACAUCAAGCAAAUCCAGGAAGCUCUCUCGGCUCCAUUCGGUGCCGCCGGCGAAUUUGACGACGAUGAUUUGGAGGCCGAGCUCGAGGAUUUGGAAGGAGCGGAGUUGGAAGAACAAUUGCUCAAGCCAGCGACAGCUGCUCCGACGCCAAUCCCAGCUCCAAAUCGUGUUCCAAGCCGAGCUCCUCAAGCUCAAGUUCCUCAACAACGGGUCCCUGCCACCAACGUCGCCGAGGACGAUGAACUAGCGGCCUUACAGGCGGAAAUGGCCCUGUAAAAAACCAAGCAUUUCCAUCCAUCCCAUUGUAUUCUUCUUCGCCAUGGUUUUAUUCCGAAGUAGAGAGUUUUAGA
Selaginella moellendorffii is the source of this 976-nucleotide messenger RNA. Its product is annotated as vacuolar protein sorting-associated protein 32 homolog 1-like. Gene Ontology annotation, cellular component: cytoplasmic side of plasma membrane; ESCRT III complex; multivesicular body. Gene Ontology annotation, biological process: vesicle budding from membrane; late endosome to vacuole transport via multivesicular body sorting pathway. NCBI's taxonomy places the organism in Eukaryota, Viridiplantae, Streptophyta, Lycopodiopsida, Selaginellales, Selaginellaceae. The transcript has 6 exons. The coding region runs from base 225 to 902 and encodes 225 amino acids. The record is from RefSeq and is a predicted model, not a curated record.